Molecule: messenger RNA, 1002 nt
Organism: Rubroshorea leprosula
Lineage: Eukaryota; Viridiplantae; Streptophyta; Magnoliopsida; Malvales; Dipterocarpaceae
Source: the annotation of a GenBank genome assembly
UCAAGAAAGUAAUAAACUUUUCUUGAAAUAUUUAUUCUUCUUUUUCGAUUUCUAGUAAUGGUUAAACCAACCACUCUCUUCCUCUUGGUUGCCCUUCUUGUCUUCUUCGUUGGUAAGACUUCCUAUCUUGUUACUCCAUCUAAGAAAAUCAAGAAAGUUAAUAGAAUGGAUAGAAGUUGUGGAAAGUCAGUUAGAACCAUCUAACUAAGUUAAGGGGGAGAUAACUUUGAAACUAAAAUUUAAAGUUAAAAGACUAAAAAUGUACUAAAAUAAGUACUGUGCCUUGUGAAAUUUGGUACCUAAUCAGGGACCAUUUUGAGAUCAAAUUUCUGUUAAUGUUAAUGUGUCACGUCAUCUCAUUCUUAAGGAACGGACCAUUUUGAUACCAACUUAAAUAGCUGAGUAUCAUAACAAUGAAGGGACAAGUUUGGUGUAACAUUUGAAAGUUUAGGGACUAAAAAGGUAUUUUAACCUUAAUUUUUUUUUUUUUUUUUAUCUUCUUUAAAUUAACUAGUAAUUUAAGAAGUAUUCCCCUUUUUUAUUUUUUGGUGAGUUUACAGGUGAAGGAAUGAUUCCAAAGAUUGUAGCUAAAGACUGCCACACAGCUUGGAACUGUAAAGGAGAGGAUAGAUGCCGGUAUGAUUGCAACCAAAAAUAUCAUGGAAACGGAGCCUGUGAUUUAUCCGCUGUACCCUUUGUUCCAAAGCAGUGCUUUUGUGCAUACAAGUGUUAAUCUUGGAAUAAAGUGAAGGGUCCGUGUAACUCCGGUCUGUACCAUGCUCUGUGAAAUUAUGAAGGCUGUCAAGUUUUAAAGUCGUAAUUAAUGUUUUCUUUUUGUGUAAUUGCCGAAAGCAUUUUAGAAUAAAAUCAAGGGUCAAUGUAAGAACAACUUGUUGCCUAGUGGCUACUUACUUUUGUAAAAGCUUCUCGUACUAGUUUCAGGUAUGGGGUUUGAGUCGUAUCCUUAAAAUUAAAAAAUAAAAAUGAAUGGUCAAUAUAACA